Spodoptera exigua (beet armyworm) is the source of this 2293-nucleotide messenger RNA. The record is from the annotation of a GenBank genome assembly. Lineage: Eukaryota; Metazoa; Arthropoda; Insecta; Lepidoptera; Noctuidae.
AUAAACAUGAAAACACGACCUUAUUUACCGGCACACACAGCUAAAAUACACAGGAAAAUACAAAAAACUACGUCAGAGGAUUAAAAAUUACGUAAAACCGUUAUUAAUUAAGGCAGCUAGUGUGUUAAUCCAUUGAAAAUGUAGUGAGAUAGUGUGAAAUUGGUAUUAUUAUCGAAAGUGCUGUUAAUUCGUAAAUACCCUGCGCUGCGACAAUGAAACACAAGAAUGACUGAACGGAGUGAACGGAGCAAGAUGAGCAAGGCUCUAAGCGCUUUCAGCGGCGGGGAGGCCUGUGGGGCACGAUGGACCCUCGGAGCCCUCCUCCUGGCACCUCUAGCCGCUGCAAACUCCAGUUACUGUGCUGUUCCUGCAGUCAUGCUCCUUGCGAUUUUCAUCACUAUUGCCACCUUCACGUGCAAAGAUCUCAAAAAACUAGCUGAGAUACUUCCACCACCUAAAACAUCAAGAGGUCGCCGUGAGCGCAAUUUGCGCUCUUUCGCAGAUUUCAUGGCAAUGUGGAUGACGUUUCUCUCUCAUUUGGUGGCUGUUGCAAUCUGUGCUCGUAUUCUGAGUGCCACAGCGGAUCAUGUGACCGGUGGUCGGACCAGAAGAUGGUUGUUUGGUUACGAAACUCGAGCACUUGGAGAACCAUGGCCUGACGUGCUAGGAGUUACUGUAGUCAUGGUCGUUUGUGCCAUGUUCAUGUGCGGUUUAGAGGAAAGUAUGAUGUUUACCUUCAUGCUGUUAAUCCUUCUGUACAUCUUCAGCCAGUUCUUUGCUAUAUUCGGACUGAUCAACUUUGAUAUCGCCAACAUCAAUAUGCCUAUACCAAUCACCGUGUACGAGUUAUUUGCAACUGGGGCACCAAUAUCCUACGCCUUCAAUGUUAUCCUCCCCAAAGAAAAUGGUGCCUUAAAGAAAAAUCUUUUCCUCAUGAUCGGACUUCCCAGUAUAGUACUUUCAGGAUUAUGUUUCCUCUACACUAAUAUGCUAAAAGGGAGCAGCAUCGAUGCGGCUUUGCCAGUGACCACACUGCUGGAGGCGAGAGCUGCAGGCUGGGUCUGUCCGGUUCUGGCUGCAGUUACUGUCGCCGGCGUCUGCCUCGCCUUGACCGAGCUCUGUCCGUUACUCUUCACUGUCCUAGUAGCUCUAGCCUCACCCGAAUGGAAGGUGCUUACUAGGUCAAUGACUUACGAGAGCACGACCACAGGCAGUCCAGUUUUAGCCGUAUUUACAGCCGAUAUUGAAUAUAAACGUUUAGGGAGAGAAGCUGCGAGGGGAUCGAAAGCAUCUGGAAGUAAGGCCAAGCGUUCGGGACUUUGGUUCAUUCCAUCUGCUAUUCGCCACACAAAAACUCUGGAGAGUAUAAAGUCUAAAGUAACGACAAAAGAAACUGAAGAACGAGAGUGUCUUCUUCUUGACGAAUACGCGGGAUGUCCAACAGAAGAGAAUGAUCCAACCAGUAGCAGCAGCGGUGUGCCAAUGGCCACGGCUGAGGUGGAUGUGGUAUCUGAUGGUGAAGCAAGCGAACAGGAGAUGUCUUCAGGCGAUGACUCCACGGACAUUGAUGCAGUCGUCAAAGAAUAUAGAGAUAGGAUACAAGUGGUAACUUCAGUUCCCGAGUCCAGCACUCCAUCUCCGCCGUGUGUGCGUGGCUCACGCUGGUCGGCAGCUGGUGCUGUGGUGCAACUGGUAGCUGAUGCCAUCAUUGCAGUCGCCUUCUGCAACGAAACUAUUAGACUGCCAAUGUUCGCUAUUGGGAUACCGCUGUGGCUUACGGGUACCUUUAUAAGCGCGUGGCAACCCGCUCAUAACUUGGGUAUGAGAAAGGGGCAAAGCAUUCAAGGUCCCAUAACUAUGCUGACUGCUCUACUGUUCCUUACUCCGUUACUCGUUGAUUCUUGGCCAGCUAUAACGCUGUUUGCAGGCGCUGGUGUUGUGAUAUACGCUCGUUGUGAACGUUGGUGCGGAGACUUGGCUGUGCAGCAAGCGCGCAGUGCUAUGGAGAGACGCAAGUUGAGGCCUGUGUCAGCAACGGUCCCGCUGACUGGAGCCCGUCUGACUCAUAUAGACACUGUGUAUAUAGCCAGAUGACAAGAAGAUGACUCGGAUACGAGUCUGGAUAAUCUAUUAGAUGUGGAGGUUGAAGACCCUGAUGGUGAAUGACAACAGGCUGAGGCUAUUAUCAUCAUCGCCCCAUAAUCAUCAUCAUUGUGAUUAUUUGUAAUUUGAAUUUAUAAGGACACAGAUUGAAAUAAUAGCUUGAAUAACCUGGAUUAACACGUUGACUCUA